Molecule: messenger RNA, 273 nt
Organism: Penicillium malachiteum
Lineage: Eukaryota; Fungi; Ascomycota; Eurotiomycetes; Eurotiales; Aspergillaceae
Exons: 1
Coding region: 1-273 (90 amino acids)
Source: RefSeq, a predicted model, not a curated record
AUGCAGAAAAUCUACAGCACUCUUCUCGAGAAACGAAACUCUUCCAUCGCAGAUGGAGAGCUCUCUGAUCUCGGGAUCGAUCUACACCCUUUUGACAUCAGCACCGGUGCAACCUCACCAUCCGUGACAAGCUACUUCCUUCCGCGAACCGAUUUUCCCGAUGUGGUAGACAGCCCAGAUCUUGUCAAUACUGAAGUUUUCAGAGCUGUUCCUCGUCUGAACGACCAGGACACGGUCCCCCGCCGCUGGACGGGUUGCGGCUGGGUACUAUGA